Messenger RNA from Fonsecaea pedrosoi CBS 271.37, 1179 nucleotides. RefSeq lists its product as uncharacterized. The transcript is spliced from 6 exons. NCBI's taxonomy places the organism in Eukaryota, Fungi, Ascomycota, Eurotiomycetes, Chaetothyriales, Herpotrichiellaceae. Bases 1 to 1179 code for a protein of 392 amino acids. Gene Ontology annotation, molecular function: arylesterase activity. The record is from RefSeq and is a predicted model, not a curated record.
AUGUCAGGCAUACUCCGUGUCUCUCUGUUGCUGCCCCUGGUCGCGGUCCUCCUGUAUAACCAGUCCUCCCAGCUCGGCCGACUCGUUGGGCGCGUGGAAAUCGACAAGACCAGACUCGUGCGCUGGGAGAACAGCUCGGCACUCAACAACCACGACUGCCAGGUCAUCAAGGCCGCCAACGCGUGCGAGGACGUCAAGAUCCAUUUCCCGUCGCACACGGCCUUCUUGUCCUGCGGAGAUCCCGUCGAGAGAACCCAUUGGUAUCCAUGCGCAGGCGUGCGCACCGUCUCGCUCCGGGCCGAGUCUUCCUUUCGUGAGCAGCUGUUCAAGCACGAUCUGGAGACGGGCCAGACGACAGAGCUACAGAUCAAAGGCCUGGAAGGUGACUUCAUUACCCACGGUAUUGACAUCUUUCCACUCCCUGAAGAUGCCUCUCGAAUCCACAUCUUUGCAGUCAACCACGCUCGCAGCGGCGACUCAAUUGCCAUAUUCGCGCAUACGCUUGGAUCUGACGAGGUCGAGCUGGUGAAGAAUGUCAAGCAUCCGAAUAUCAAGACAGCCAACGGAGUAGCCGCGACGGGACCAUUGGACUUCUUUGUGACCAACGACCAUUACUUCGCAGGAGGUCCGUUGCGGACAAUGGAGGAGAUGUUCGGGCCCUGGGGCUGGGCAACCAAUGUUCAAUACUGCAACGCAGAGGCAGAUGAAAUCCUCUGCAGACAGGUCUCGGGCACCUUCACAGGCGCCAACGGGAUCAACGUAUGGAAAGACCGUCUGUACGUCGGCGACUCGAAGAACGGAACCGUGACUGUGUUCGAGGUGCACGGAGACAAGAGUUUGACAUAUUUGCAGACCGUGGAUCUGGGAGCUGCGGCAGAUAACAUCAACAUCGUUCCGACCACAGGCGACCUCAUCGUGGCAGUUUUCCCCACGCUCGAAAACCUUUCCAAAUACCUCGAAAACGUCAAGUCGCUGGGCAAGGAAUUCCUGGUGCCAGCCGCAGCGUUGCGCCUGCGCCGCGAGUCCAACUACACGCCCGAGCUGAUCUACUUUGACAACGGGGCAACGCUCAGUUUCAUGACGGCCGCACACGUGUACAAGGACCUGAUUGUGGGUGCCAGCGUGCUUCAGUUCGGCGGGUUUGCCGUCUGCAAAGCAACGUCGGUGCUGGAUGUGUAG